GCGGGAGAAAAGGAGCUCUUUGCAGCUUGUCUGCUGCUUCGAUUGCGGGCCAGGAGAACAAGCUGGAGAGACGGCGAAGAGGAUAAAAACUCAUUUGCCAUCUAAUAUGAGAGAAUUAAUAGCUUCUGGGAAAAUGCGUAUAACAAUCACUGGGAUUAGCAAUGGCAGUCUGAUUGUGAACUUCAUCAUUGAGAUGAUUCCGAAUGCAAACAUGACGCAUGUGGAGGUUGAAGAAGCUAUUACUGAAGCUUUAAACAAAAGCACAAAUCUGGAUAUAGAUCUCCGUAGCACUUCCAUAAAGGUAACUUCUGGCUGUGAGCUAGGAAAUAAUGGCUGUUCUAAAUAUGCCGACUGCAUUCCACACAACGAUACAUAUUUGUGUCAAUGUAAGCCAGGCUUUAUGGACCAGAGUCCCAAUGUGCCAGGAAUAACAUGCCAAGCACGCCACCCAGAGGGCUCCUCUUCUACGCCACCCACUUCCUUCAUCCCCCCUGAGAACACGGAGUCCCAGCUGAUCAGUCACUUGACCACCACCAUGAAGAAAAUGUCUUCAGGAACAUCUCAAUGGCUCUCGGCUACAAAGAAAUCCACAUCUGAGAUGAAUCUGGAAAUAUCCCGAAGCACUACAAUAGACAAUAUUUCUUCUGUGACAAACAUUUCUGAAACUAGCCUUUCUCAUUUAUUGAAUCCUACAACUUCUUCAACAGGUGUAACUGUUUCACAUAGUGAGAGCAAUGUGGCAUUGCCUUCAUUCCCAACUAUGCACUCUUCCAUUCCUUCUACUAUAGGUAGAACCACCAAUAGUCCAUGUUCUCCUCCAGAUUUAUAUAUUGAACUUGAGAAAGUAACCAGCCAAGUGAUACAAUUCCACUGGAAACCUCUGAAAAGGGAGAGUCCUUACAACGUUUCUCUAAUGGCAGACAACACAAUUUUGAACAAAACAGUCACAAACAGCACAAGCAUGAAAUUUGAAAACCUUUCUCCAGGGCAUCAGUAUACAAUAUCUGUGAAGGUGUUGAGUUGCUCUGAGAUGGUAACUUCUUCAGUGACAGUUCAGACAGAUCCCGCUCCAUGUUUCAACAGAUCUGAUUUUUGCUCACAAUCUACAAAGUGCCUUGAUUCACAAUAUUAUAUUUGUUCAAGCAAACAAGCAUUUGCUUGCAACGUUUUAUUCAAAUCAUGGACAUUUCAAUCUGAUCUUUAUAGCCCUGAAAGUGAAAACUAUAAGAAUUUGAGUGUCAGAAUAAAAAAAACUAUUACUGAAGGAAUGAAAAUUCGGCUCAGAGAUGACCGCUUCGAUGUCAUAAUGAUUGGAUUCCAACCUGGAAGCGUGAUCGCAUAUUUUGCAUUUCUACUGCAAGAACAACAGUUCAUUGAAGCAAGAAAUCUAGAAGCGGAUUUAACAGCAGUAGUAAAAAAUAUGCUUGAUAACCAAACCGAAGUAACAGUCAAAGCAAUACCAAUACCAGAACCAAAGAAAGAAGAUUCAUCCUGGAAAACAGCAGUAAUUGUACUUGCCGUGCUGUUUUGUGUUGCAUUAAUAUUUAUCUUGCUGCUGCUCUCAGUAUGGCUAUAUAUGAAGAGAAGAACUGGAAAAUAUAAUGUAGAACCUCAAGGGCUCAUGGGGAAUUUUGCCUAUAAAUAUUUAUAAGUGUUCACCUAGCUUGGUUACUGUGGCAUUUUUCACUUAGCACUGCACAUCUCAUUUAAAGACAGCCCUGACUAACCACGCAUGGCAGAUGGAUGGAUGUCAGUUGAGCCUGUCGAUUAUUUAUGUAUGUGUGAAGUAGAAAUACAUCAUUGAUGUGACUUAGCGGAACUCCAUUGGUUGUUAAGAGGGAACUGGGUAAAACCUGAAGAAAGGGGACCCAAUUUUUGUAUCAAAAGGAAAUUGCAUCAAAAUUAAAUUAAUAAGAAAAGGAAUAGAGUCCUCAAAGGGAUAAUUACAUUUUGAUUUUUAAAAGCAUUUCACAGGAUCAGCUCCUGCUUGCUUUUGCACAUGGUUGAAUAGUUGACUAGUCAUCCUGGCAACAUAUUUACAAGCCCCAGAAUACAGUGUGUGUAUAGAAUGCACGUUUUCUAGUCCUUAAAAACACUUCCAAUGUGAUAUCUUGAUACAAAAAUUUGCACAUGUUAAUUGAGCUUUAAGCAGGAAGAAAUUUUCCAGGGUGAGAUUGCAUCUGAUUCAUAUUAUUUUACAAAGCUCUUGUCUAACAAUAUACUCUGAGCUUCUCCUAUUAAAAAUCUAUGGACUAUCAUACAUGAUUUUUUCUUGGAAAUUCAUGCCUUUGAUAUGGAUAUGGUCAGCAGUGUGCUAUGCAUGUUAUUUUCCACAUGAGGAUCAGGACAUAUGGUAAACAUUGUCGGUUGUGAGCGCAGUGAUCACCUAUUGGAAGGAAAGAAAGAUGAUGACUGGGAUCCAUUCCACCAUCCUCCAAACAGAUGAGUGCUGUCAGAAAAGAAAGCACCAAGUAUCAGCUUGGUUGGUGCAUUUGCCACUGCAAUUCCAGCAAAGGGAAUUGCAAAUGCAGCUGGAUGUGGGCAUUUGCACCCACUCACCAUUCUCAUGCAACACCCUUUCCAAAGCACAAAGCACAAUGAGAUAAAUGUAUGGAAACCUGUUUGAGUAGAUCAGGAUGAUUGGUUGGAAAUCCUUCAGUAACUGGCCUCAUAUGAGUUAUAUUCAAAUAAACUAGUGUAUUCCAUAGUUAUUAUGUUACUGUUAGACAGUGCACAGGUCUGCAUUACAUAUUAUGCAAUACAUGUACAAAUUAUUGAAAUAUAAUUUCAAUAGCCAUGUACUGUAUAUAGAUGUUUCUUUUGAUGUCAGUUGAAAUCUAUGUGUGUACAUUCAGCAGAAGUUCUGUAAUAUAUAACAAAAUGUAUAUGAUAUUUAUUAUAAACCCUUUAAAACAAUUUCUUUACAGGCUUUUCAAAGUAAUUGCAAAUAAAUUUAUUAUUUUUAUUAUA
Messenger RNA from Hemicordylus capensis (graceful crag lizard), 2970 nucleotides. RefSeq lists its product as uncharacterized. The transcript is spliced from 9 exons. Gene Ontology annotation, molecular function: protein binding. NCBI's taxonomy places the organism in Eukaryota, Metazoa, Chordata, Lepidosauria, Squamata, Cordylidae. The coding region runs from base 107 to 1651 and encodes 514 amino acids. The record is from RefSeq and is a predicted model, not a curated record.